AUGCUUACAAAACAUCCUUCAAACAUUAAAGUGAAUGUAGGAAAGAAGGAUGAAAUUGAUAAUGUCGAAACUUCCACAACAGAUAGGGAUAUGUCAACAGUCACUUUUUUGACAGCGGAGGAAGAAGCAGCUGCUAUAACUACUGAAAGAGUAAAAACAGCUGCCAAACUUGAAGGUAUUACACCCGAAAAUGUCCUAUCUAGAAAUAAAAAAGCUUCUGUUAAUAAUAACAUAUCUACAAAUACAUCCGGAAAUAAUACGGAUCGAUUAUCAAAAGAGUCAGGUAUAGGUUCAAGUGUUAGUAGUUCAUUGGAUGAAAAAGAUGAUGAAAUCGAUAAUUCUCCAAGUGAAUUAUUCACUUCUUUUCAAUCUAAUACUAAUACUUUUACUUCUGAAAGCACAAAAAUAUCGCCUAGAGUAAGUCAAUUAUUGGAUGAAUUAGAUGAUACAAUGACAAAGUUAACAAAUGAUAACAAAAAGUCUCUUGAUGUGAAUUCUGAAAUACCGGAAUCAAAUUGUAUGUUUAAUGAUACAGAAUCUUCAACGUCAGGUGGUACGAAUAAUGAACCAGAUUCACCUUCAUUAAUAAGUAACUUUAAUAAUUCCACAACAACUGAAUUUGUAAAAAGAAAACAUUCUUUUAAAAGAAAAAAUUCUAGUCGAUCAAUAUUUAGUGUAUUAUCAUCAGGAUCGCUUCGUUCUUCAUCAUCUUCUCGUAAUUCUCGGGGAGGUUCUGGUUCUUUAUCAGACCCUGACGAUGAACUCUCAAAUCAUAAUCAUAGAGUUACUAUUGCGGGCUCUACUUCAAAAGCUGAACGUAUAUUAAGCCGUUCGGGUUUUUCUUCCUUGUCAAUUAGGAGACGUCAUUCUAAAUCAACAAUGUCUGUCGCUCUUCCCGAUAAAAAUAAUAUGAUCUCUCCCAGAUUAUCAAGUUCUCCUGAAAGUUUAUCUAAGGCUGUUUACGGAUUUAGACCUUCAUCUUCAUCAUCGGAAGAAAAAGUCGUACUUCCUACUUUAAAUAAUGCAAGGACCAACAAGAUAACUGGAUAUGACGAUGAUAAUAUACCAAUUUUAGAUAGAUCGAGUAAGGCGAGUAAAUUAUUAGGAUUGAAUGAUGGUGAAUUAAGAAGGGCGACUUCAAUGUGUUUGGUAUCCGAGUUUAAAGGUGAUAAUGUGAAAUCAAAUAUAGGUGGAGGGAAUAUAGGAUGUCCGUUAACGGUAGCUAGUAUAAGAGAAAGUAUAAUAACAUAUAGAGGGAUUUUAUCAAAAUAUACAAAUACAAGUUUUAAAUUAUCAAAAUCAUGGAAAAGAAGAUAUUUUAUAUUAUCCAAAAGUAUCCUGUAUUGUUUUAAAUCGUCUGAACGUACUUCCCUAUUAUUAGACCAAUUUGAAUUCAACGCUGAUAGUGUCGUUUGUGUUAGUGAGGCUUUUAAUGGUAAAAGUUGGGUAUUGCAAGUUGGCAAACCCCAUCAAAAACCUUGGUUUAUACAAGCUGAUAAUGUUGAAGAUAUGAAAUGUUGGUUAACGGAAUUAAAAUCUAUUGCGGUAAAUUUAUUUGGUUCUUCUCAAUUAUCAACCCCUAAACCAUCAUUUUUAAUUAAUCAGACAUCACGUUCUUUUAUGACUUCUUUACCUCCCCCUCCUCGUCCAAAAUCCGCUCCUUCUCUUGCUUCUUGUCCUCCUUCACCAACCGUAUCAUUCAUAUCACCAAUUUCUUCUCAUAGUCGUCAUAACGUUCCUUCUGAUGUUGAAGAAUUAUCAAAUAGUUCAAUUAAUCACGAUUAUUAUUCGGAAAUUCAUCCACGUCCUUCAUCUCCUGUUGAAACAUUAUCGCCCCCAAGAGCAAGGCUUGGCAAUGAAGCAAAACUUUCAAAUCAUCAACAUAAAGGUUCAACAUCUAGCACAUAUUCAAUUAAUAAUAUUUCACCCUCAGGACACAGGAAAAGAUCAGGUUCUUUUGAUGGUUCUUUAUCAGUCAAUAUUUCUCUGGUACAAAAGCAACAACAACAAUCCUCUGUAAAUUAUUCACCUAAAAGGUCUUCUCGUAAUUCUUCUCUAGAUAGUCAUAGAGAAAGUAUUCCAAUUAUGAUGCCAUCUUGGGGUGUAAGGACUGCGUCUCCUACUUCAAUGUUAAAUCCUUAUGUUAACAUUACUUCCUUACCACCUCCACCGCGUUCGACUCGUACUCCUCCAAGCAAUGAUCAAACAAUACCUUCUAAAUCCGUUAAAUUAUCUCAUUUACCAAAUCCACCUAAACUCCCGGAAGGUCCGAAACCUGUAAGGAAUAGUGAUCGAGUUUCUUCAAUUGAUCCUGAUCUUCGUACAACUCGUAGUCCUCCUCCAAAUAUUCCUUUACCUCAACCACCUCCUCGUCCAAUAAAUACGAUAACUCCUGUUUCACGUGCAACUUCUCCAAUUCCUUCAUAUAAAAAUAAUAAGCAUGUAAUACCUCCUCCGCCAUCCACACAUUUGAUAUUAUCUCUAAUACCUCCUCCUGUGCCACCGCCAAGAAGACCGGGUGCGGAUAAACGAAUUGGAGGAAAGGGAAUUAGUUCUGGUGCGGAAAAUUUACCUUCAGAGAACGUUAAUACGGUAACUUCAUCAUCACAAGGAAGACCUUCACCUCACGGAAGGACAAUGACGUUACCUGUUAAUUUACCUUCAAAUCCAAAGUUACCCGCAAGAUCAAAAUCUCCUCCUCCUUCAAGAAAUCAUUCUUCGAUGGUGUAUUCUUCAAAUCCUUCAAGAUUUAAAACUAUGUCAAUUCAUUUACCCUAUAUCACUUUGCCGCCUCCAACACGUCCUCCCAAUGUUCCUUUACCUCCUAUACCUAAUCAAACUCCAUCAUCAUCAUCUACGUCAAAAAUAACAUCGUCAUCAAUUCGUUCACAAAUGAUGAAAAGUACAAGUGGCAUAUCUAAUUCUAAUACUACAUAUUUGUCCGUGAUAUCGGGCUUAAACAAUAAUAAUUUGUUAGGAAACAAUCUUCAACAAUUAUCUGGUUCUGGAUUAACUUUUGUCAUGAUCGAAGAAACUCUCGGUGAUGGUGAAAAAGUAUUAGAUCUUCAAGAUGUUAGUGAAAAUCACCCUCAUAUGAUCAAAUCAAGAUCAUCAUCUUAUAGUAAUCUUCAUAAUGAUUUCAUACGUCAUGAUAAAGAGGCAAAAAAUAAAAAUAUAAGUAGGAAAAAUUCUUUGGCGAAUAUAAUGGAAUUUGAGGGGAAAGGGAAAGGUAUGGUCAGAAGUAAUUCAGUAGAAGCUAAUGCGAUCAACGUAAUCUUUAAAGAAAAAGUUGAUUAUGAAAAUAAUAAUAUUAACAUCACAUCACCUUUGUCAUCAAUGACAUAG
Molecule: messenger RNA, 3345 nt
Organism: Funneliformis geosporum
Lineage: Eukaryota; Fungi; Glomeromycota; Glomeromycetes; Glomerales; Glomeraceae
Source: the annotation of a GenBank genome assembly